Molecule: messenger RNA, 1536 nt
Organism: Melanotaenia boesemani (Boeseman's rainbowfish)
Lineage: Eukaryota; Metazoa; Chordata; Actinopteri; Atheriniformes; Melanotaeniidae
Product: low choriolytic enzyme-like
Exons: 8
Coding region: 97-903 (268 amino acids)
Biological process (GO): proteolysis
Molecular function (GO): metalloendopeptidase activity; zinc ion binding
Source: RefSeq, a predicted model, not a curated record
GCUGCAUGAGCGCUUUAUAAAGAACAUCAGCUGCAUCCAGACUCAGAAUCCUACUCUCUCUCAGACUCAUUCAUCUCUCUGCAGAGGACCACCAUCAUGACUCCAACUUUCCUCUUCCUCCUCAUCCUCUCACUGACGGAUGUUUCUAUGAGUGCACCGAUUGACAGUGAAGAUCAAACAGGCCAAUCGAUGGACAUCAUGCUAAGACCCCAAAUUGACCCAAAGUCACCUGUGUUGGAGGAUGAUAUUGCUUUGCCGGAUACUUCCAGCAGGAACGCAGACCCAUGCACUGCCACAGGCUGCAAGUGGCCUAAAACUGGACACAAAGUCUAUGUGCCUUACUACAUCUCUACUAACUACACUCCUGUAGAGCGUUACACCAUAAUAAAAGGUCUGCAAAGCUUUAUUCCGUUCACCUGCAUUCGCUUUGUCGCGUGGAAACCAGAUGAUCAUCAUUACCUCUCCUUUGAAAGUAGAGAUGGGUGCUGGUCCUAUGUGGGUCGUCAAGAAAAUGGACAAAUUAUCUCGCUGGAAAAACCGGGCUGUGUGUACCACUCCACAGUGCAGCAUGAGGUUCUUCACGCUCUGGGAUUCCACCAUGAGCAGAAACGCUCUGACAGAGACGAAUAUAUCAGGAUUCUCUUCGAGAACAUUAAGCCAGAAUUUAAACAUAACUUUGAUAAAGUGGAGACAAACAACUUGAUGACUCCUUACGACUUCAACUCCGUCAUGCAAUACAACAAGUACGUCUUCUCCAAAAAUGAGAUGCCAACCAUGGUCGCCAAGUGUGAUCCAAAUCUUGACUUUGGACACGCCACGGAAAUGAACAAGAACGACAUUAUUCGUGUCAACAGGCUCUAUAACUGCUGCUCGAAGAAAACACCCUGUACAAUUUCCAACUGAAUCACUUAUGCUGUUACUUGUGCUUCAGACUUCACUUACAGGGAAACUGGUGGAUGAUGAUUGUAUAGCAUCUCAUUCUGUCAAGUUCUAGCCCUGAGGGGUAUUCCAAAAAGUGGGUUUACUAGUAUAGCUGGCUAUAUUAACCUGCACUAAACGGUAAUCUUGGGAUUUCUGUUCCAAAAUGGCUAAUUUAAGUAAGUUAAUAUGGAAACAUAUGCUGUGAACAGCCUGGUAGGGAGUAGGUCUUGCUCAGGCCAAGCUUGAAAUAUCUCCAGCUUUUCAAGUAUUCCAUUUCCAGGUCCGCCUUUGCAAUCUGGCACUGGAGGUGGACUUCAUAGUUACCUUGCAGUGAGGGAUUGUUGCGGUCGCCCUGAACCUGUCUUCCAUACCUCAGACCACUUCUUAUUAGCUGUGAAAUAGGUACUUCUCAUUGUGGUGAGCCUAGAGCAAUAUGGAAAUUAUUGGGAAUUAUUGACUUUGCUGGAAAUCCUCGGCCAAGCGUCACAGUGGGUGGUGGCGGAUGCAGCUGUUUUUAUUUUUUCUGAUUAUAUACAUUUGCUUGCUUCUGUUUUGCUUUAAAUUUGGAAUAAAUAUUACACUUAAAGCUGAUUGUCUUGUGUCAUCUAAAGUAAA